Molecule: messenger RNA, 849 nt
Organism: Leptosomus discolor (cuckoo roller)
Lineage: Eukaryota; Metazoa; Chordata; Aves; Leptosomiformes; Leptosomidae
Source: RefSeq, a predicted model, not a curated record
CUGACCCACUCCUCUUUGCACCCUGCAGGUAUGACUCAGGACGGGAUGGGUACAUCGACCUGAUGGAGCUGAAGCUGAUGAUGGAAAAGCUGGGAGCCCCACAGACCCACCUGGGGCUGAAGAACAUGAUCAAGGAGGUGGAUGAAGACUUUGAUGGAAAGCUAUGCUUCCGUGAGUUCCUGCUGCUUUUCCAUAAAGCUGCAGCUGGGGAACUCGAGGAGGACAGCGGCCUGUUGACUCUUGCGAAGCUCUCGGAGAUAGAUGUCUCCAUUGAGGGUGUCAAAGGAGCCAAGAACUUCUUUGAAGCCAAGGUUCAAGCCCUCUCUUCAGCCAGUAAGUUUGAAGCAGAGAUAAAAGCUGAGCAGGAUGAGCGAAAGCGGGAAGAGGAGGAAAGGAAACACCGCCGAGCAGCUUUCAGGGAGUUAAAAUCUGCAUUUACUCAGUAACCGGCCAGCCAAUAUGCACUCUGAGAUUGCACAUGACUUGGUACUUUUCCCAGAUCAGGGCUCUACCUGGAGAGAACUGCCUGAAUCCUGCCUAAAACUCAUUACAGCUUCGCUAGCCUUCCUCUUCUGAAGAUCCUCCUGAGUUUCUAAGGGCACAACUCUUGCAGUUAUUAUGCAUUCAUGAUGACAUGAAUCGUAAGAGCUGUGUACGUGCUCUUUGCUCUGAACUGCCAGGAGCAUGUCACCCUGAAGCAGAAGCAGCAGGUAGCAAAACAUGGGUGAGCACUGACAAGUGUCAUAUUUGCCUGCUUCAUUCUUUCCUUCUUUUCUAUACCUCCUUUUUCCCUUAACCCCUUAUUAUUAAUUAAUUCCUUGCUUACAGGCAAGUAGUCAGGUCUUCUGU